AUGUAUUUUUCCCAAAAAAAGACCAGAUUUUGUGGACAGUCGAGUCUUAUAUCUCCUCGAGUCUUCCUCCAAUAUCAAAAGUCUUGGUUUAAUCUUCUUUUAAUGGUGAAAUCGUUUAAAGAUAUUAUAACAUAGCUGAGUGAAUAUAUAUAUCUGUGAAAUAUAGCGGUAAAAAGUAUACCAUCCAUAAUCAUGGAGGUCAAUAAAUUGAUAAAUAGUGAUUUCACUAUAAAAGAUUAUAUAUUGAAAGGCAAAGAAAAACCUUUAUCCACGGAAUACACGAACAUCGGAAAGUUACUUUUAGACAAAAUGAAGGCUAAACCAGACUUUAUUGGUCAGAUAGACAUUAUCACCGAAGAGACAUAUACUUUUGCCGAAAUGUUUGAUCGGACUGUAAAAUGUGCGCUAUGGUUACGUCAACGAGGAAUCAAAAAUAAUGAUGUAGUUGCCGUAUGCGCUCCCAAUAUUAUGGAUAGUUUUGCACCAUUCUUCGCUAUCUUCUGCGUGGGAGCAAUCUUUACUCCUUGGAACUCUGCAAUGGAUAUACGUGAGGCACGUUACUAUAUGAAAUUAUCUGGUGCAAAAAUUGUCUUUGCGGACGAAAAUUCGGUAAAUACGAUACUGGAAGCGGCGAAAUUCGAUAAUAACAAUAUCAAAGUCAUCGUCUUUGGUAAGGCGUCGAAUGUUUUGCCCUUUUCGAAAGUACUCGAAGGUCAUAGCAAGUCCGACGUGGAGAAUUUUGAAUGUGCGCAAAUCGAUAACAUUCACGAUACAGCAGCACUUUUGUAUUCAUCCGGUACAACUGGUCUUCCUAAAGGAGUUACAAUCUCGCAUUUUGCUUUCUUAUGUAAUUUAAUCAUGAAUGGGGGUUGGAGUAUCGAAGGAAAUCCACUUUGGAUGUCGUCAUACUUCUGGAUCAGUGGAGUUUUAUUAACCUUGAAAUGUACGGUUAAUUAUUGUAAGAGAUUACUUUAUCCUAAAUUCGAAGAGGAAACGACGUGUAAAAUCAUAGAAAAGUAUAAGGUUACAUGGGUGUUUUUGUCUCCUAGCAUGAUAAAUAGAAUAUUGAAGGCGGGGUAUUUUAAGAAGUACGACGUAUCCAGUAUUACAAAAGUAUAUGUUGGCGGAGCUAUAUUUACUGCAAAAAGUCAAAUUCAGCUCCAAGAAUGCUUGCCAAAUGCCGAUGUUAUACAAAUGUACGGAAUGACCGAACUUUGUGGCAUUAUAGCUGCUCAAAAACCAAACCACAAAGCAGGUACCGUUGGAACGGUGACAAGUAACGCACAAUUCAAGAUCAUCGAUUUAAAAACAGGAAAUGCAUUGGGUCCAGACCAGGCAGGUGAACUUUUAACAAAAUCGAUAAUGAUGACGAAGGGUUAUUACAAUAAUCCACAGGCAACCAAGGAUACGAUCGAUGCUGAUGGAUGGUUGCAUACCGGUGAUAUCGCCUAUUACGACGAGAACGGUGAACUUUUUAUUAUGGAUAGAUUGAAGGAAACUAUGAAGUACAGAGGUUUUCAAAUUUCGCCGUCCGAAAUUGAGAAUCUUUUGCAAUCUCAUCCGGAUGUUAUCGAGGUUGCUGUUGUUGGUGUUCCUCAUCUUGAGGACGAUGAACAUCCUAUCGCUUUUAUUAGCAAAGUUCCUGGUUCGAAGGUAUCCGAAGGAGAGCUUCGAAAAUUGGUGGAACAAAAUAUGGUGGAUAGUUAUCAUCUCCGCGGCGGUAUUAAAUUUUUGGAAGAAAUGCCGCACACACCUUCCGGAAAAAUUAACAGGAAAGAUCUUAAAAUAAUGGCUAAAAAUUAUCAGGCUAAAUAAUCGUUUUCGUUGAAGUAUUUUCUUUAGUCGAUGAUUUGUAAUUUUUCAUAUUGUAAUAAAUGAAUGUUUGUAAUGAUAUGUAA
This is a messenger RNA of Vespula vulgaris, 1898 nucleotides long. RefSeq lists its product as uncharacterized. The transcript has 8 exons. Gene Ontology annotation, biological process: fatty-acyl-CoA biosynthetic process; long-chain fatty acid metabolic process. NCBI's taxonomy places the organism in Eukaryota, Metazoa, Arthropoda, Insecta, Hymenoptera, Vespidae. The record is from RefSeq and is a predicted model, not a curated record. Bases 193 to 1815 code for a protein of 540 amino acids. Gene Ontology annotation, molecular function: long-chain fatty acid-CoA ligase activity.